Messenger RNA from Morchella importuna, 363 nucleotides. RefSeq lists its product as uncharacterized. The record is from RefSeq and is a predicted model, not a curated record. Gene Ontology annotation, molecular function: ubiquitin binding; histone binding; cyclin-dependent protein serine/threonine kinase activator activity. The transcript is spliced from 4 exons. Gene Ontology annotation, cellular component: SCF ubiquitin ligase complex; cyclin-dependent protein kinase holoenzyme complex. Gene Ontology annotation, biological process: regulation of mitotic cell cycle. The coding region runs from base 1 to 363 and encodes 120 amino acids. Lineage: Eukaryota; Fungi; Ascomycota; Pezizomycetes; Pezizales; Morchellaceae.
AUGGAGAAAGGCUCUAGUUCCCGCAAUCGUCGCCCGCGCAUGCUCUCUGAAUCCGAGAGAGAGCGCCUUGACGAGUUUAUCGAUCUGAUCCAUUACUCCGACCGCUACUCCGACAAGACUUACGAGUACAGGCAUGUCAUGCUUCCCAAGCAGAUGCUUAAAGCGAUCCCGAAGGACUAUUUCGACGUCGAGACCGGAACCCUUAAGAUCCUCCACGAAGAGGAAUGGAGGGGUCUCGGUAUCACUCAGAGCUUGGGAUGGCAGCACUAUGAGAUUCAUGCGCCUGAGCCGCACAUCCUCCUCUUCAAGUUCGUGCCCAUUCCCCGAUCGCGCCCCAAGAAUUUCCAGGCGAACGUUCAGUAG